Messenger RNA from Cladophialophora psammophila CBS 110553, 1497 nucleotides. RefSeq lists its product as uncharacterized. NCBI's taxonomy places the organism in Eukaryota, Fungi, Ascomycota, Eurotiomycetes, Chaetothyriales, Herpotrichiellaceae. The transcript has 2 exons. The coding region runs from base 1 to 1497 and encodes 498 amino acids. The record is from RefSeq and is a predicted model, not a curated record.
AUGUCCGCCAGCUAUACUGACUUGCGUGCUCUGGCGCGGAGUCAGGCUGCUUCGAGCCCAGUCACCCCAUUGCUUCCAAGCCCCAUUGCAGGAGAGCCUCAGCCGGAAGGUCAAUCACAUUUCAAAUUCCAUAAUCCACGAGAGCGACUGCCAACACCCAUCCCGAACGACGAUUCUUUGGACAGCCUACAUAUUCUGUCCUAUUAUUGCAACGAUCCGGAUUGCGACGAGCAAGACCGAGCAGCCCACUCCUCUGAACAAGAGACACUAGAAGACGACAAUCUAAGCACAGCGUCGGAAUCCAUGCCGGUAACUCCGCGUGACCACGAGUAUCAAGGCACUCCGUGUUCGGACGAAUCUGGAUGGCUGGCCAAUACCACAUCGCAUGAGGAGAGGAUCCGCCGAUUCAAAGCUCGAUACUAUCAAGUCGUGCAGCGUCCUUGCACAUCCGCUCGCGCAGGAGACAGCGAGCAUGGAGUGAUGAUCGCCACCGUGCUCGUAGGACCAGGCAAGCCGAAGCUGAUUCAGAUUCAACGUCCGCCCUCUAGUCGAUCGAGGGGUAAGUCGCCUGCUGAAGGCGCCCUCAUCCCUUCGACGCCGAAGCAAACGCUCGUUGAAGUCUCCGCCUUCAGCCCGUACGACACCCCUUGUGAUGUCUCUCACGACUCUCACAUUUCAGAUGGCGCCUAUGACCGUACCCAAAACCCCUCGCCUUCUUCGACCCGUGCCGUCCCGCAACUCGUCGCCUUUGCAACACGAGGCAGGACAAGCAGAUCGGGAACCAGUGUGUCCAACGGCACUGGGCCACAUAUCUGCAAAUUGACAGAUCCAUUUACGACCUCGCCCCGGAGGACGCGCAGCGAUCGAUCUUUCCGCACGUUGGAGAUGAGGUGGGCCAUUGCGGACACGCUAGAAGUUGAUACGCGCUCCGUUGCACAGCUGUCGCCUACUACCAAAAGUGCAAAAUGGUCUCGGUGCCGAAGAUUAGAAAGAGCUCUGAACGCGGUCACUAUGGCCAUCGACGAAUUUCCCGACGGUAUGCUAUGUCUCGAUUCGCCUGCCGUCAUGGAGCUGCGGAAUCCGCAAAUCACUGAUGCAACAUAUAUCGAGGCCUUUCGGCGAAUAUUUCCCUCGGCACCCUCACUGCUCAUUUCGGCAAUCACGGCCUGGGUUAUCGUCGACCUCUAUUUCUCUCGAUUGAAAGACCAGCUCGUUCCCAUGGAGCGGUGCUGGGCACAAGCCGCAGCCUCAAACGAAAGUCUGCACCGCAUUCCCGAGAAGGCAAGAGAAAUGUUAGGAAUCGGUCCCCCCGACGAAACAACCAUUAUGCUCAAUGAGUAUGCGCUCAGGAAGAGGGGGAUGGCGAUGCAGGCAAGUAUUGGUGUGAUUGGACGAAGGCUGGUCAAUGCUUUGAGAGGGUCGUGGGAUGAAGAUAUAUGGCGGUCUCUGAAAGUCUUGGUGGAGGUGAUUGAGGCCAGUCCGCCGCGUUGGCCAUGA